GCGCCCGCGCUCGGUCUACCCCGACCCCCACCCCCUCCUCCUCCCCCGUCGACCCGGCCCCCGCCUUGGGGGCGCGCACGCGAUGCGGGCACGCGCGGCGGCCUCCUCGGGCUGAGGCGGAGGCGGAGGCGCCCGGGGCGAUGCUGCGCAGCCAGGCCCGGGGAGCGACGAGGAGCCGCCCAGCAGGUACGAGAAAAUGGCCAAAAGAAACGCGGAGAAGGAGCUGACAGAUAGGAACUGGGAUCAAGAGGAUGCCGUGGAAGAGGUGGGUACGUUUUCGGUGGCGAGCGAGGAAGUCUUGAAGAACAGAGCUAUCAAGAAGGCGAAGCGAAGGAAUGUGGCCUUGGAAUCUGAAAGUGGAGGGGCCUUUAAAGGGUUCAAAGGGUUGGUCGUACCUCCAGGAGGAGGGCUCACCAGCUUCGGCAACGGCGCCAGCAUCAAGCCUCUGCAGGGCCUGGCCAAUGGCUGCGGCGUGUCUGUGCUUGCCUCGACCCCCGUCAAGGUUCCCUCAGCAGAAAAGAAGGUGACCUUUGGUUGUGCCAGCGCCAAUGGCCCAACGUCUUCCUGGGGGGUGGACAAGAAGGCCACCAGCCCUAAGACCAAUGGGGACAGCCGGCAGGGUGUGCAGGGGAAGGCCUGUGGUGCCAGUGCUUACCACAGACAGCUUGCUGCCUUAAACUGCUCUGUGCGCGAUUGGAUCGUCAAGCACGUGGACACCAACCCGCUCUGUGACCUGACGCCCAUCUUUAAAGACUACGAGAGAUACCUCACAGGCAUCGAGCAGCUGCCCGGCAACAGCAGUGACAGCAGUUCGGAGAUGGAGGCCGGCAGGCAGCUCCUUGGGACCCCGGCCGGGCCCGCCACCCCGGGCCCAUCGCAACAGCACCCCCAAGACACCCCCUUUUUGUUUCACCCGGACAAAGCCGAAGGGGCCGCGGAAAAGUGGGCAGAAGCGCCGUCGGAGAAGAAAGCAGCCCCUGCCACGGGAUCUUCGUCCACUGCCUCCUUUCACUUUGGACGGAAAGUCGACAGCUCGGUCCUGGGCUCCUUGGGCUCCGGCCCCAUGGCAAACUUCUUCUCUCCUGGAAACGCGGGCCUCUUUGGCAAAGAGGUGACCCAGGCGAGCCCCGCCUCUUCCUUCUCCCCCAAAAUGCUGGAGGGCCACCCGGAUGCAGCUGCUGGCGAAGGCAAAGGUGCCCAAGAGGAAGAGAGUGAGGAGCCGCCCAAAGUAAUCGUGAAUGAAGUCAAGGAAGAGGAUGCCUUUUACUCCAAGAAGCCCAAGCACGUGAUGUGGUCUCUGAGCCCUGGCGAGAAGCAGCCACAUGGGGCUAGAACAUUCACGGACACAGAACUGGGUCACGUCCUAAGGCGCAAUGUGUACAAGGGCUAAGCAAAGAAAAGGCAGAACCAGCAAGAACCCGCCAGUCCCUGGGUCGUCCUCUGCACUACCUCGGCUCCCCUGAGCCUGCCUCUGAUCUGAGCCCACCCAGGGCAGCCCUUGGUUUUCUUUGCUUGCUCCUCUGCCCGAGUGCCCGGUCCUGUCUGGGCCCUACUCAUCUCUCUCUCCUCCUGUGACCUCCCAAGUCCCUUACCAGUCCCUGCCGGAUAUCCCACGCGGGGUGCAUAGCCCUCCCCGCUCCUCCAGGCCCCGGGCACCCCUAUCCUGCCCGUCCUUCAGCAUUCUGACCCCACAUGUCCAGAGCUUGCUCUUCAUGCUUCCAAGGCGUUGUUCGCAUCCUUCUCACGUUCAGGCCCGUCGUCAGCCCUCCUCUCCUCUUGGCCUCCUCAUAGGGAUCUCUGCCUGUUUCGGGGGCAUGAGAAUGAGGGGAGCCCCUCCCUGUGUAGCAUCCCUCAAGACAGACUUGGGGUGUUUUCCCAGAAAUCCUCGUUCCUUUCUUCCUGUCCAGGUGGUCUCUCUAGUCUCCUCUCCUGUUUCUUGUCUCCACUGACCUCUCAAAUGUGCCAUACUGUGAAUUCUUCCUUGGUCCAUGUCUUGUUCCGGCCAUGGCCCUCAUCACACCAAAGAGGUCAGUUGACCUGCAAGUCGAGGGCCACGGCCCAUGUUCCUGGCCUCUGCUGCUGUUCUCUCCCUCUCCCUGUUGGGUCUGAGGCCCUUGGAGCAUGUGCAGAACUACAGGCUGGGUCAAUGUGCUUCUGGGGCCUUCUGGACUGAACCUCUGUAGCUGCCUGUCUGCGGCCUGUGGCGCCAUCUCGCAAGGUUCUUCCCCAGUCUGCCCGGCUCUUGAUGCACACCUGGCCCCGCUGCCCCUUGCACAGGGUCCCACUUCUUUGCCUGAGGCUCGGCUGUCUUCUGAUAAUGGUCUCCAGUCACAGGAGCAUGGAGAAGGGCCCCUGGGGGGCUAGAGCUGGGCUGCUGACCCCACCCCCAGCCCCUGCGCCCUCGCCCAUUCCAAGGGUCCUCAGCUCAGAGCUGGGAGGGGCUUGUGAAGUUCACCAGCCCAAGACAGUGGAAGUGGCUCCUGAGCACCGCAGGACCAAGUCUGUCCAGGCUGAGGGGGGGCUGGGGCUGGUGAGCCUUGGGUGGAGCCUCUCAGCCAGUGAUGACUGCAGCAGGAACUCCGUGGGAGGCCUCCUGGUGGCCCUGAGUCACAAGAACAGAACAAGGUCAUGGGGCUCCUGCGGUCGAUUGCUUGGUGAUGCUGGACAACGUAGGAGAGGAGCAAAAAGGUCAAGGGUCCGGGCGGCCACCCAAAAGUGGAGCUGUGGGGCCCCUGUAAGACGGGAUGAGCCCAGAGACGUUGGGCCACCUGGCAGUGACCAUCAUGCUGGCCCCGUCCAGCUUCAUCCCCCUGCCUCCUCGAAUGUGGGGGGACCUCCCAGAAAGCACCCUCCACUUUGGCCCCAGGGGCCCUUCAGGAGGAUAAUGGGGCACUUUUUAUUGAUU
Molecule: messenger RNA, 2905 nt
Organism: Dromiciops gliroides (monito del monte)
Lineage: Eukaryota; Metazoa; Chordata; Mammalia; Microbiotheria; Microbiotheriidae
Gene: NUP50
Product: nucleoporin 50
Exons: 7
Coding region: 197-1390 (397 amino acids)
Biological process (GO): protein import into nucleus
Cellular component (GO): nuclear pore
Source: RefSeq, a predicted model, not a curated record